AUGAUAAGAGCAGGAACCGGCAUCCAGGAACAGAGCCGUUUGCUCCUCCCUCAGAAUGGAGACCAGAAAUCAGAUAUUUAUGCCCAAGAAAAGCAGGAUUUCAUUCGGCACUUCUCCCAGAUCUUUAGAGUGCUGACUGAGGAUGAGAUGGGGCACCCACAGACAGGAGAUGCUAUUGCCCAGCUCAAGGAGGUCCUGGAGUACAACGCCAGUGGAGGCAAGUAUCAGCAGGCUUUGAGAGUGCUAGUAGCAUUCAGGAAGCUGAUAGAGCCAAGGGAACACGAUGCUGAUGGUCUCUAGCGGGCUGCUGUGGGAUGGUGUGUGGAACUGCUGCAAACUUUCUUCCUGGUGGCAGGUGACAUCACAGAUUCAUCUCUCACCCAACGGGGACGGAUCUGCUGGUAUCAGAAGCCAGGCGUAGGUUUGGAUGCCAUCAGUGAUGCUAUCCUUCUGGAAGCAUAUAUCUACCGCCUGCUGAAGCGCUAUUGCUGGGAGCAGCCCUGUUACCUGAACCUGCUGAAGCUCUUCCUGCAGAGUUCCUAUCAGACUGAGACUGGGCGGACGUUGGACCUUAUCUAUGCUCCCAAUUCCAAUUCCUUUCGUGCCGCAGGCUGCCGCCACACCAGUUCUUUGGCGUUGCUAAGGCAAGAACCUUUGGCGUUACAUAAUGAGUAUGGGUUUAGACAAAGCCAUAGGUAG
Gorilla gorilla gorilla (western lowland gorilla) is the source of this 699-nucleotide messenger RNA. Its product is annotated as farnesyl pyrophosphate synthase-like. The record is from RefSeq and is a predicted model, not a curated record. Lineage: Eukaryota; Metazoa; Chordata; Mammalia; Primates; Hominidae. Gene Ontology annotation, molecular function: (2E,6E)-farnesyl diphosphate synthase activity; dimethylallyltranstransferase activity. Gene Ontology annotation, cellular component: cytoplasm. Gene Ontology annotation, biological process: trans, trans-farnesyl diphosphate biosynthetic process.